UACUAUAAAUAGAAAUAUUUCGAGUAGGUAUUUAAACAUGUGAUAUUUUGUAAAAAUCGAAAGAGGAAGUUUGGACUUGAAGAUUGUCCCAUUUAAUAAUUUCCUUGUCGUUCUGUCAUCGCACAAUUGUAUUGCAUUAUCAGUUUAAGCACCGUGCAUACAUCUGCUUUCCAACUUCAGUCUCAAAGAUGGAAUACAUAAUUUUGAUACUUAUGGUAUGUGUUGCUAUGGCGACUGCAUCCGGGCAUUUCAAAUAUUAUAAAAUGGAAAAGACAGAAAAGGUAGAGGUUCGAGAAUUUGAAAUGGACAGUAAUCCGUUCUCAUUACUUGGGAAGAGGAAGUCCCUCCAACAAAGAGGAAAUCUAACAAACUGUGGUGAUAAAAAGAACAAAUUUUCUAUCCAGUGGGAGCCAAAAAUUUUAAAUACACAAGGUGUCGCCACUGUGUAUUGGGAUCUUGUAGCUCCAUGUGAUAUGGACAGCGGAAAUGCACAUAUUGAUGUGUAUCUCCCUGAAAUUCCAGACAGCCCAAUAUUUUCCCUGGACCAAAAAGGUACAUGCGGGGAUAUAAAAAAGACAGUACCGAAUUUAACAUGUCCCAUAAAGAAGGAUGCUGAGAUAAAGGGUCAGUUGACUGCCAGUGAUUUGACAAGAUUGCCAACCGGAAAUUACACGAUAGAGGUGAAGAUAACGAACGACAAAAACGUAUUGUUUGCUUGUGGACGAGCCAGUGUGGAACUUACCCCUUGAAGAGCUGACAAGUCAAUCGGAGACAACACAAAUAAACAAUUAUAUUUCCUCAAUUUUUUAUAUACUAUUUUGUUAAUAAUUUUCAUCAUAGAUUUUUUUCUGAAGCAUUUAUUCAUCAAUAAUUUAUUUCGUCAAAUGAGCAUUAGAACCCAAAAACUCUAAACAUAGAUCUGACUUCCUAAUUUGUUAUUAAAAUGCUUUUAAAUGUUGUCUUUAUGAAUUGUUACCUUCAUCUCUUACAUUUCAAAAGCUCGCGUGAAUAUGAAGGUUGUACAUUGCAAUUGUAUAUUAGAAAUUAUUAAUUCCUGUUUCAUAAAUGGCAUUGUUCCAUACAACACAUACUUAUUAUAUCAAUAGACUAGACUAAGCACAUAUACAAAAUGAUAAUCGAUUGGGUCCUUAGCAACUUAGAUUUAAAAACAUAAUUUUGUUCACUUUUCAAUAUAGGACUAAGUAGAUGCGAUAUGAUUGCAUAUACGGCAGCCAUCCACAAAAAAACUAAAUGAUGAGGAUAUGUGUAUAUAUAUUAUUGAUUUCUAUUUUUUAAGAUCAUUUCAUUUUUGUAAAAUAAAUCUUGAAAUCA
This is a messenger RNA of Mytilus trossulus (common blue mussel), 1332 nucleotides long. RefSeq lists its product as uncharacterized. The record is from RefSeq and is a predicted model, not a curated record. The coding region runs from base 189 to 749 and encodes 186 amino acids. The transcript has 6 exons. Lineage: Eukaryota; Metazoa; Mollusca; Bivalvia; Mytilida; Mytilidae.